UUCAAAUCUUCGACACCAGAAAUGUUGCCUGCCCUGAUUUUCCGACGCUUGGCGCGUUUCAUCGGAGAAUGCUGCCCAUGUUGUCCCCCUUCCGAGGAAGACGACGCCGCCGCCAUCGCCGCCACAGUGCAAAAUCAGGACCAGCUCGUCGUAGCCAUGCUUCCGCAACACAUCUCUCCGACCGCCGGCGCAAUCCAUGUUGUCGAGCUCACAGACCAGCUCCGCAAGGCCAAGUACCUGUCUGAACAAUUGGCUACGGCGGCGCCGCCGCCGCCGAUUACGCCGUCGGAGCUCAGCAUUUUUGUGUUGAAAGGAUUUAGCCCUGAGUUCACUAACUCUUUUCCUCGAUCCAAUUCCUCCAUGGAAGCUUCUAGAAUUAGGGACGACAAUGUCUCGAUCAGGCGAUCUGAUUUUCCUAAGGAUUUCAUAUUCGGAACUGCCACAUCUUCUUUUCAGUUUGAAGGAGCAGCCGCCGAAGGCGGCAGAGGACUCGGAGUAUGGGAUGUUUUCGCCAUGGAGUGCCCCGAGAGAAUAGCAGAUGGAUCGAAUGGAAGUGUAGCGGUCGACAUGUAUCAUCGAUACAAGGAUGAUAUCGAGGCGAUGAAGAAAGUCGGAUUCGAUGCCUGCAGAAUCUCCAUCUCCUGGCCUAGAAUUCUGCCUGGCGGGCGCCGAGCAGCUGGGAUCAAUAGAGAAGGGAUCGAUUAUUACAACAAUCUCAUCAACACCUACCUCGCCAAUGGCAUCGAGCCUUAUGUGACUCUGUUCCACUGGGAUCUUCCCUACUGCUUGGAGCUAGAGUACGACGGCUUCUUAAGCCGGCAGAUCGUGGAUGAUUUUCGCGAAUUCGCCGAGCUAUGCUUUUGGGAAUUCGGCGACAGGAUUAAAUCAUGGAUUACGAUCAACGAGCCGUGGAGCUACUGCAUCAAUGGAUAUGUCCGGGGGACACAUCCUCCAGGCAGAGGCUCUAAAGACAACAUCGGAAAUAAUCUUACAAAAUACAGAGGUGUUCACGGAUCGAAUAAUGUCUCGAAUUCGACUGUCCAAACACACCGCAGCUCGUUUGCGCCGAGAACACAGCCCGAUCCGGCAAAAGACGUGUACACCGUCGGCAGAAAUCUGAUCCUCGCACACGCAGCAGCUGUUCAUUCUUACAGAACAAAGUUUCAGGAACAUCAGGGGGGGAAGAUUGGGAUUGUGGCGUGCUGCCAAUGGUUCGAACCAUUCGAUUCGAAUUCUGAGGAAGAUGUUGAAGCAGCUAAAAGAGCUAUGGAUUUCAUGCUCGGAUGGUUUCUGGAGCCUAUAUUGACUGGAAAAUAUCCAGACAGCAUGAGAAGAUUUGUUCCUGAAAGUAAUUUGGCACAAUUUACAGAGGAAGAAUCUCGAUGUCUGAAGGGAUCCAUUGAUUUUCUUGGCUUGAAUUACUACACAGCCAAUUAUGCAGCAAAUGAUGUAACUCAUGAGCCCGGGAAAGCCUACUAUAAAGAUCAACAAGUUGAAUUUUUUACUGAGAAAAAUGGGAUUCCAAUUGGGCCAGUGGGCGGCUCAUCGUGGUUGUACAUUGUUCCAUGGGGACUGUACAAGCUAUUAAAGCACAUAAAAGCAACGUACAGUGAUAUACCCGCUAUAUAUAUCACGGAGAAUGGGGUGGAUGAGAAAAAUGAGUGCAAAGUGCAAAGUGUCGAUGAUACAAUAAGGGUUAAAUAUCAUCGGGAUCAUAUUGUCCAAAUUCUAAAGGCAAUAAAUGAGGGAGAAGUGAAAGUGAAGGGGUAUUUUGCAUGGGCUUGGAGUGACAAUUUUGAAUGGGAUGAAGGAUACACAGUGAGGUUUGGAUUGAUGUAUGUUGACUAUGCCAACAGUCUCAACAGAUAUCCAAAGGCUUCUGCUCUAUGGUUCUCCAAAUUCUUGAAUUAAUUUAAUUCAUCAAAAUUUAUAUGUAUUUUGUUUUUAUUUUAAAUUUAGUUAAACUAAAUUUAAAUACGUUUGUUUAUUGUUGGGCCCAUAAACUGAAACCACUAAAUUAAAUGGUCCAAGGUGUCACA
Andrographis paniculata is the source of this 2039-nucleotide messenger RNA. Its product is annotated as raucaffricine-O-beta-D-glucosidase-like. The coding region runs from base 22 to 1911 and encodes 629 amino acids. Gene Ontology annotation, biological process: carbohydrate metabolic process. Gene Ontology annotation, molecular function: beta-glucosidase activity. The transcript has 12 exons. The record is from RefSeq and is a predicted model, not a curated record. NCBI's taxonomy places the organism in Eukaryota, Viridiplantae, Streptophyta, Magnoliopsida, Lamiales, Acanthaceae.